Pygocentrus nattereri (red-bellied piranha) is the source of this 2281-nucleotide messenger RNA. Its product is annotated as zinc finger protein 16-like. Bases 149 to 1666 code for a protein of 505 amino acids. Lineage: Eukaryota; Metazoa; Chordata; Actinopteri; Characiformes; Serrasalmidae. Gene Ontology annotation, biological process: regulation of transcription by RNA polymerase II. Gene Ontology annotation, molecular function: DNA-binding transcription factor activity, RNA polymerase II-specific; RNA polymerase II cis-regulatory region sequence-specific DNA binding. The record is from RefSeq and is a predicted model, not a curated record. The transcript is spliced from 3 exons.
AUAAGAAAGGAAAGCGGAAGGAAAUCAGUGAGUGGUGCAGUGGUGUCUGUAGCUGUAAAUACAGCCUAAAAGAAAACAGGACAUCUGCAUGGACUAAAACAGUUGUUUUGUAGACUACACGAGUGCAAAUUAGAGUCAGGACUAAAAGAUGCCAGCUGCACAUCUGGCUCUGGAGGCUCAGAUUUGGUCGGUGAUGGAGAGCCUGGCUAAAGCAGCCGUGGCUGAGAUCUGUAAACUGAUAGACUCCGAGUCUGUGGAGAUGCGCUUAGAAAUCCGCAGGGGCCAGACCGAGAUCGAGUCACUGAAGGGGAAACUGCGGGACCUGAGGAAAGCUUUGAGAAAUAAUUCUUUCUCCACAGCUUCUCCACUCAUUCCCCCCUCGCUCGCCAGUGAGUUUGGCGAGCAUGAGAGAGAAACAAAAGCUGAUGAUCUCCAAGAGGCUGAUUGUGGGGAUGAAGAGGAAGAUGAUAAGACUGGCUACACAGGAUUGAUUAACAACUUACAGGAGGAUGCCAACCACGGAAGUCGAAAUUCUCUUCUGAGCUGUGAGAGUGAACAGACACAGAGUGUUUUUCCACUUAGUGAGAAAGAUGCUCAGUUUAGACAGUCCCAGAUUCUUAAUGACUCACUGACCAGUGGAAAUAAAGCAGAUUGUGGAGGACUCGGCACUGCGGCUGUAAAAGUGGAGUCUGAUAGUCAAUCUGUGUCCGUAGAAGAGUGUGUUUUUGAGGGCUGCCAGACUGACCAGAGGCUAUGCACAAACACACAAGGCCAAAUGAUGGGAGAUGGCAACAACCAGUUUGGCACUACAGAAGAUUUUUAUCCCCAGUCUCAGUUCUCCAUGCAGUCCCAUCACUCCGAAGAGGCAUCUCAUUGCAAAUAUGAUAAACUGUUAAGACAUCUUCUGGAGCCGAGGAACGGGGAAGGGAGCCCUUGUAGGCUGAAGUUUAAGACUGAGCCAGAGGAGGAGCCUAUAACAGAGAGGGCAAAUGAAUUGGCACCAUGUGAGGUGAUGGACAGUGAUGCUCUACCAUGGCCUUUUUUGACCACAGUGAACUUUGAGACACAAGGCAGUUCUUCUAAGCUACAGCAAACUUUAUAUGCUUCCCACACAGACCCCCAGCUGUUUCACCUUGCUGGGACCAGUGAGAUAUUACCCUCUUGUAGUAUUAAGCAUUCAGGUGAGCCCCAGACAAAACAGGCAAAAGCAAGAAAGAUCCAAGAGCGAAUUCAAGCUAAAACCUUCAAACAGAACUCAGCCACCUGGUCCACAAUGCUGACAAAGGUGAAGACUAUGCCAAAAACGAACAGACACAAGCCACUGCCUUGUUCUUUUUGUCCUAAAAGCUUCUACAAUGCCUCUGAUCUAAAAAGACAUCAGCGCAUCCACACAGGUGAGAAGCCCUUCGGCUGUGCAGUGUGUGGAAAGCGCUUCGCUCUCCGAGGAAACCUCAUCACCCAUGAGAGAGCACACAGCGGCAGCAAGCCCUUUACUUGUCAACAAUGUGGGAAAAGCUUUGCUCAUGGCUCCAACCUGACCGCCCAUCAACGUGUUCACACUGGAGAAAAGCCUUUCUGCUGCUCGCUGUGCGGGAAAACAUUUGCUUGGCAUUACCCUUUCAAAAGACACAUGACUCUGCAUGGUCAAAAUGGCCCGACCCAGUGAUUAUAGUCUUGUUUGGGAUUCAUGUUCUCUGUAUAAUUGCAAAGGUCUGUUCUGCUGAAGGCUCUUAAAUAGUUGGCUUGGAUGUACAGUUCUGGUUAAAACCUUAAAUUGGAUCAAAACCAUUGCAUUAUGUGGAGGUUUUGUUUAAAUGUAAAAGGUUCUUCACACUCACAUAUCUCAGUUUCUGUAAAGAACUAUCAGUCGAAAGGUUCUGUCAGGAUCCAGAAGUGGUUCUAUGGCAGAGAUCUCCAGUGCUCCUCCUGAAGAUCUACUUUUAGGUUAGUUCCAACCUGCAUCUAACUUGCUGCCCUGCCCCCCACCUUCCCCCUUUAAAUAACAGUAAUGAUCCAGCCAAUCAUGGACUUCUAAAGAAGUUAAUUAGCUGGAGCAGAUAUGGCAAAUUGUGUUGGGACAAGACUCUGCAGGAAGGUCAAUCUCCAGAACCAGGGUUUUGUGGCAUCACUCCAAAAAAUCCCUUUGGCUCUACUCUAGGUUUCGCCCAUCACACCAACAGAGACUUUCAAACGUUACACUGAAAAAAGUUAUGUGUUGACUUUGCUUCCUUGAAGUGUAUACAUAAAUUGCACAAUAAUAAAAUAUAUUACAUCAACAUAA